ACAGUAGCUGUGACACAGCCCUCCGAAGUCAGUGUCUCUGUCAGCGGCCGAGCAGCAUGGACAUAACGGCACUCUGCACUGUCCUUGCCGUUCUGAGAGUCCUUCCCAAUAGAUCCCAGUUCUUCCAGUAUGAGACUGUGUCUCUGAGCUGUGGGCAGCAGGAAGAGUGGAGAGUUAAGAGAAACACAUCUAAAAACAUCAACAAAGAGUGCUUCACAUCCAGGAAUGGAACAAAUGAAUCCCUCUGUUUCAUCGAUGACCUUUACCCAUCAGACAGUGGAGUGUACUGGUGUGAGUCUGCAGAAGGAGAGUGCAGAGAUGCUGUCACCAUCACUGUGACCAGGGGCUCUGUGAUCCUGGAGAGUCCUGUUCUUCCUGUGAUGGAGGGAGACGAUGUGACUCUGCGCUGUACAAACAGGACUCCCUCGGCCUCCAAUCUCACUGAUUUCUACAAAGACGGGUUUCUGAUCAGGAGCAGCUCUACGGGAAACAUGACCAUCCACAAUGCCUCUCAAUCUGAUGAAGGAGUCUACAAGUGUAACAUCUCUGGAGUUGGACAAUCACCAGACAGCUGGCUGAUUGUCAGAGCAGGACGCCAUGAUGGGGCGCCUUCCACCUUCACAUACAUUCUACUUCCUGUCGUGGUGGUCGUGUGCCUCUUGCUGCUCUUUCUGCUCUUGCUGCUGCUCUGCCUCUGGAGGAGCCACAAAGGUAAAGUCGACCCCGAUGUCUCGUACACUGAUGUCAUCAUCACGCAGGAAGUGCAACCAAACAGGAUCCGAGACAUCGACGCUGCACCGACUUUCUACUCAACAAUCAAACCAGAAAACACCUGACAGGAAACUACAGCAAUGUCCCGUGUGUUUUUACAUUGAACAGGAAUUGAAGGGUUUUUUCUGUCCUGCAGCUGAAAGACUGACGCUGAACCACUUCAACAACAAGGAAAUAAACAUUGGUCGGCAAAAAACUCUGUGCAGAUGUUAAAAUGAUCUGUUUUCAGUUUUAUACGUUGGUGAGAAUAAUAAGCCGUUCGUCUCAGGUGCUUCCAUGUUUGUUUGAGAACGAGGCUGCACGAGACUGAACCCGCUUUCACUGAUGUUUCAAUACUGACGAUGAUUACCAGCCAUCGGAUUAUUGUUGACAUUUAAAGUCAUUAAUUAUUGAUUAUUAACUGAUUAUUAGUACUACCUUGUGUUCUGGAAAUUAGCGUUUCCUUUACAAUUAAAUGUGUUAAUGAGUAUUUAAUAAUUGGAAGCAUAAACACGUUUUACUUUUUAAGUUGAUUCGGCCGCUCAUAAAAAUCCUAAACAUUUCAGUUCACACAACAACACAACUUAUCAAAAUAAUGUUUGUAGCUUUCUCUUAAUCAAUUAAUUAGAAGUUUUAUCUCGCAACCAAGAAUUUUAGAUGGCGGACUCCACCAGAAGAAGAUCAAACACAAUGAUUUUCAUAUUCAGAUGACUAAUGAAAACAGACCUAUUAAUAUUAUAUUUAGUUUCUGACAAUAGAUGUUACACACUGGACCUUUAAAAUAUAAUUCUCAUGAUAAUAAUUAUAUUAAUAAACUUUAUUUAUUUAAGGAGGAUUGGAAACAUUUCAGAAACAGUCAACAUAAAUACUAACAAUGAAACAGAUAAAGCAUAUUCCAUCACAAACAACAACAAUAAUAAUAAUAAAAUAGACGAGAUGAUGGAAUAAAUAAAAGGCCUAACAUUUGGACACAAUCAGAAAAAUACAGGCUUUAAAGGGAACAAACUGGAGCUCAAAGCUUUUUGUAAGAAAUAUUAUCAGUCAGGUUGAGUUUAAAACACUGUCAGAUAAACAGUGUUAUCUCCAGUGGUUCCCAACCUCUGGGUCAGGACCCCCAUUAGGGGUCGCCAAAGCUUCAUGAGGGGUCACAAGGUGUAAGGAAACUCAAAAACUAUACACAGUGAGUAAUUUGUGUAAUUCUGUGAAGUAAACUACAUGAAUUCAUUUGCUUAGAUUGAAUAUAUGAUUGUUAAAAAAAAAAGAAAAUACACAAAACAGACACGACAUGAUGAUGAUGAAAAUGAUGCAGUAUUGAGUUUCCUGCAGUUAUUGUGUUCAGUGUUUGGGUUCAUUGUUCAGUUUAACAGCUGCUGUCUCCUGGUAUUGUUAUGUGAUGAAUAUGUGAUGAAUAUAUGAUUAUAGACAGAAAAUGGUCCCUGACGGACAAAGCAGCUAAAUAAACCUAGCUUACAACA
Dicentrarchus labrax (European seabass) is the source of this 2225-nucleotide messenger RNA. RefSeq names its product low affinity immunoglobulin gamma Fc region receptor II-like. Gene Ontology annotation, molecular function: transmembrane signaling receptor activity. The transcript is spliced from 6 exons. The record is from RefSeq and is a predicted model, not a curated record. Gene Ontology annotation, biological process: cell surface receptor signaling pathway. Bases 57 to 836 code for a protein of 259 amino acids. Lineage: Eukaryota; Metazoa; Chordata; Actinopteri; Moronidae.